Molecule: messenger RNA, 2054 nt
Organism: Columba livia (rock pigeon)
Lineage: Eukaryota; Metazoa; Chordata; Aves; Columbiformes; Columbidae
Gene: FAM181A
Product: family with sequence similarity 181 member A
Exons: 2
Coding region: 599-1468 (289 amino acids)
Source: RefSeq, a predicted model, not a curated record
ACAUUGUCCUGUGCCAAUGAAGCAUGGUUAGUAUCAGCCCACAGACAGCUUCAAGAACUGUGGAGAAAAGGAUGUCUAAACUUUCCUAACUCACCCUAAGCAUUUUUGCUUUGGAUUGUGUCAUUUUUAAAAUGAAAGGCCUCAGUAUGGGUGAAGAGGAUAGGGGAGAAUGGUAGAAAUUGUGGGGAAAUGAUUGUAUUUAUUAGCUGUCUUUCUGUGGCUGUCCCCAUGGUGACAAUUUGUGAUGGCAAAGAAUGCUAGGCGGGGGGAGGCUGAUGCCUGAUUGGGAUGCUUUGUAUUUGGUAAAGUGGCUUCUGAUUGGCCUGGGAGAGCCCCGAACUCUCCGGAGUCGAUAUUCAUUCAGCUUGCUCAAGUGCUUGCUAAACUGCAUCCAAACACUGGCGGGCCCCGGCUGCCUCCGCCGAGGUUGGCGGUGUGUAACCUGCCUAACGAGAUUAGCGGGGAAGGGGCUCUUCUCCACAGCGACGCCGCAGCCGCCAGCACCAGCGAGAAAAGCCACCGCACGCCGGGUUUGCCAAAAUUUGUCCGAAGGAUUAUAAACUUUUCAUGGGAAACUCUGCACAGCGCAUCCAGUGAGAUGGCAUCAGACAGUGAGGUAAAAACCCUACUGAACUUCGUCAACCUGGCCUCCAGUGACAUCAAAGCAGCUCUGGAUAAGUCAGCUCCUUGUCGCCGGUCGGUUGACCACAGAAAAUACUUGCAGAAGCAGCUCAAAAGGUUUUCUCAGAAGUACUCACGGAUCCCACGGUGCCACCCCAGCAAACCUCCUGAAUGUGGCUGGCGCAGGGGGCCUGAGGACCGGGGCCGCGGCCCCCAGCCUGAGGCACCUGAUCCCAGCCCCCAUGGUGGGGCUGCCACUGAUAAGGUGCUGCGGACAGCCGAGCUGGAGGAGAGCCUCACUGGGGAACGGGUUUUGCAGGAGCAAAACCCCGAGGCCUCCAGGCCGGACCAGGUGCCCAUGAGGAAGCGACAGCUACCUGCCUCCUUCUGGGAAGAGCCGCGGCCAGCCCAGAGCCUGGCAGCAAGGGCCUUCCCCUCCAACCCUGAGGGGCUCCCAGUCUCCAGAGACCCUCCACCCUAUGAAGGGAAGAAAAGCAAACGGAGCUCAGACACUGCCAGCCCAGAGAGCCCCCCUGAGUCUGCCCUGCACACUGGGGAGAAGGACCCUGCCAGCGUCACCUCAGGCCGGGUGGGCCCCUGGACCUGCUGCCCCUUCCCAUGCCCCAGGCCAGGGGUGUACCAGCCCCCGGGGAGCCUGCCCCCGUCGCCCUUCCUGGGGCUGGGGCUGUGGAGGAAGAGUGCAGCCACGCUGCCGGUGGAGGUGCCACACUUCUGCAAGGAGGCCGACGGCACAGGGCAGAAACUCUACAGGCCCGUGGUUUUGAAACCCAUCCCCACCAAGCCUGCUGUUCCCCCACCAAUUUUCAAUGUUUUUGGCUAUCUUUAGUUGCAGCGAGUAUCAGAGUUGCGCCGAAUGUGGCAGCUCCUGAGGGUGAACUGAGAUGUCUGGUCAGGCACUGGGUGGGGUGGUGGUAGGAAGGAGGCCGGGAAUCGCACCCUCUUCCUCAUGGGCAGGCUGGACCGAAACUCUAACUGUUGGGAAGAUACUCAGGCUCCACUGUCCUCUCAGUACACGGGUAUAAAUCAGGAAUAAGCCUUAUGAAGCGAGUGGCACGGAGCAUGAGGCAAACCAGGGCUCUUUCAUGGACGGGCAUUGUCUAAGCCACAGUGAGCGGGGCUGCGGGCCAUUCACAGCCGCACUUGUAACACCUAGGAGACCUCCUCCAUGUGGGAACAUCUUUCUGGGGUUGCCUUGAGGCAGCAGCAGCAAAAAGAAAUGACUUAGACCCAUUCAAAGAGUUUUUGUACUUCAAAGUAAUUCCAGAGAAGUCAAGAUAUUCAGGUCACUUCUUUUUGCAUGCAAGAGACUGGAAGGACAGUAUUUAAUGUAGAAGCCACACUUGUGAAUUGAUUUAAGCUCUUCUUGUAUGUAAAUACUGAGAGAAUUAAAAGAAAAAAGAUAUGGGAAGAAA